AUGUCUCAGAUCAUCGAGCACAUCGUCCUUUUCAAGGUCAAAGACAACGUUGACUCCACCAAGAUCGACACCAUGGUCAACGACCUCAACAGCCUCACCACCAUCGACCAAGUUCUUUACAUCUCCGCAGCUCCAAUCCACAGUCUCAAAUCCACCUCGGCCUUCACUCACGUCCUCCACAGCCGCUACAGAUCCAAAGAAGAUCUCAGCGCGUACGUCGCACAUCCCGACCACCUUCGCGUCGUUGAGCAAACCAUGCCAAUAUGGGAAGACAUCAUGUCCGUUGACUGGAUCGCCGAUCAAGUCCCUCGAGUCCUAAAACCUCCUGCAGGUUCUGUUGCGAGAGUGACGUUGCUGAAGGUGAAAGAUGACGUCACCGACGAGGCGAAGAAGGAGAUUGUGGAAGUGGUUAAGGAGAGGUCUGAUGAGAUCAGUGUGGGAGAGAACUUCUCUCCGGCGAGAGCAAAGGGUUUCUUGAUUGGAUCGGUUGUGUAUUUUAAGGAUCUUGGGGAAUCUGAGGCUCACGAGGAGUUGGUGAAGGAGAAGGUUGGUGAGUAUUUGGAUGAUACCAUUGUUGUUGAGUUUGUGGUUCCUCAUAACCUGUAG
Messenger RNA from Eruca vesicaria subsp. sativa (arugula), 606 nucleotides. The record is from the annotation of a GenBank genome assembly. Lineage: Eukaryota; Viridiplantae; Streptophyta; Magnoliopsida; Brassicales; Brassicaceae.